GAAGACUUUCCCUUUUUUUUUUUUUUUUUUUUUUUUUUUUAAUACUUACAAACAAGUAACCUUUAGCGCCCUGAUGUGGAGUCCUGCGUAUCCCUAGCAGCAUCCGGAAAGACACAUUUACCCACUGUCAUUCCAUCUGGAUACUACCGGGCCAGUACUGUUUUUUUUUUUUUUAAUCGGUAAAUGGCAUCAUUUAGGGCAAACUAUAUGACAGCGUGAUAGCGUACUGACUGCGACAGAAAAUCGAAGACCUUCUUGUGUGUCGGCUGAACAACGUUUUCGGAAUUAUUGGAUUACUCAGAGAAUGAGUAUCGGGGCGAGCUGGUGAAUCAGCGCUGGACGCGAGGAGACAAGAUCAGCCGCUGCCAGCCCUCUCUCAGACCGCAGAAUCGUGCAAUCAAAAUGAGUUUGGACAUUGAUGACAAGCGUGCAUGCACACGGUCCAAGGGAGGACGAACUCCCACUGAGAUUAUAGUCCAGGACCUGAGCUGCCCCACUCCAGGAUGCAAUGGUUCUGGUCAUAUCAGUGGCAAAUAUGCACGGCACAGAAGUACAAUGAGCUGCCCCAUAGCCAGAAAGAGGAGGCUCCAGGAGGAGGCAGAGCAGAAUCACUCGCCCUCCAAGAGGAAGUCCCACCCACUGAAGCUGGCAAUGGAUGGGCGCUUUAAUGCAGAGAGUGAGGGGAGCAGCGAGGAGAUGGACGUAAAGGAAGAAGACGAGGAAGUAGAGAGCGAAACUCAUCAGCAGUAUGGCAGUGAAGAACAUGCAGGCGAAGAAGAGCAGGAAGCUAGGAGCAGCAGCACCAAUGAGGGAGAAGCAGGUGAUGAAGAGGAGUGCAUGAUCAUUGAGGCAUCCUGCACAAAGAAGGCUAAAUCUGUCGAAACAAAUGACCUUUCCAAUUAUGAGCAUAUAGUAGCCAACUCUCUACUGCACCUCAGCAGCCACAAUAACCAUACCACAACUCCACAACAACAACAACAACAACAACAACAGCAGAAGCAGCAGCAGCAGCAACAUCCUGUAACCAUAGGGGCAAAGGGGAAUAGUUCAACCAGAACAGAAGAGGAGGAAAACAAUGAGGGAAAGAGAGAUGGAAAGAAAGAUGAAAGCCAAACAACAGCUCAAACAUCCACAAUGAAUGGAAUGAAUGAGAAAACAGAGGAAGAGAUGGUGAAGGAGGUAGAAAAUGGAAAGCAGGAUGAGUCAGACCACCAGUACUUCACAGAGGAGAUCAGUAAACAGCUUUCAGAGGAUGACAAGAAGCCACAGGUAGAGAAAACCUGCAAGGAGGAGUACAACAAAGAUGAAGAUGCGAAUGAUCAAAAGUUGGAACAGUAUGAUCUCUCUGACCCCUCUGUGAAUGUUGAAACUCAGGGCUCCCAAAAGGAGGACUACAGUACCCAAAAACCCCUAUCACCACAGAGCUGCAUGUCCAGCCAGGCCUCAGCAGCUCCCAUGAUCAUUGAGGUGCGGUCUGAGGAAUCAGACAAGGAUGAUGAAAAUAGGGAUGAUGAAGAGGAGGAGCAGUCGAUGAUUGCCGACGAGUCAGAGAUGUAUGACAUGAUGCGGGGGAACCUGAGGCUUUUAGAGCAGGCUAUUGCUCUCAAAGCCCAGCAGGUCAAAGGUAACAGAGAGUUCACACCCAUCUCUGAACAUCAUCGCUACUUCCCUCUAGACGAUCAACCAGCCAAACACAUGGAGCUGCUGCGCAAGAGUUACUACUGCAAAGAAAGUUCCAGGCCAGAGAAGAGAGAGGUCAAAUGCCCCACCCCAGGCUGUGAUGGCACAGGUCAUGUGACUGGUCUGUAUCCUCACCACCGCAGUUUGUCUGGCUGUCCUCACAAAGACAGGAUCCCCCCAGAGAUCCUAGCCAUGCAUGAGAAUGUUCUGAAGUGCCCUACGCCUGGCUGCACAGGACAAGGCCACGUCAACAGUAAUCGCAACACACACCGCAGUUUAUCUGGAUGUCCAAUUGCCGCUGCUGAGAAGCUGUCCAAGAGCCACGACAAGCAGCAGCUGUUGCAGCCAAUGACAGAGCAGCCCAAAGGUAGCCCAAACCCAGAGAGAGUUCUCAGACCCAUGUGUUUUGUGAAGCAGCUCGAGAUGCCACAGUGUGGCAGCUAUAGGGCAGCCAGCAUGGUUCCCAACACACCCCGUGCUAACCUGGCUAAAGAGCUGGAGAAGUACUCGAAGGUGUCCUUUGAUUAUGCAAGCUUUGAUGUGCAAGUGUUCGGCAAACGUAUGCUUGCCCCACAGAUACCCACUAGUGAAAGCUCACCCAAAGUUUUCAAAUCCAAACCUUCAUUCCCAAGGACUUCUCCCCCAAGUCCCAGCAUGCAAAGCACCUAUGGAAAAAGCUCGUGUGGAGCCCAUGAUUACUCCCAUGAUGCUGAGGCUGCACACAUGGCCGCUACAGCCAUUCUAAACCUGUCUACUCGGUGCUGGGAAAGGCCUGAGAACCUCAGCACCAAACACCAGGAUAAGAACAUGGAGAUCGAGGUGGAUGAGAAUGGCACUCUAGACUUAAGUAUGAAGAAGCCCAUAAAGAAAGAGGGAGGCCCACUGAGCACAAGCCCAGGCAUGCGCUCCCCUGCCCUCUCUUCAUCAUCCUCAUCAUCCGGGCACCAUGGCAACACAGCCAUCUCACCCCACUUACAGGCCUACAAGCAGGAGGAGUGGGAGGGGCCUCUGGAUUACACCAAACCUAAUCGGCAAAGGGAGGAGGAGCUAGAGGAGAUGGAUCAUACUGCCCAGUCUUUUGUCUCCUCUGAUGCUGAGGACUGUGACACAGCACAGGAGUGCCCGGAGGACAGGAAGUAUCCUGGAGAGGUCACAACCCCCAGCUUCAAAGUCAAGUUCCAGCCCAGGGAGUGCAAGAAAGAGCUCCUUAUGUGUCCCACUCCUGGUUGUGAUGGCAGUGGCCAUAUCACUGGAAACUAUGCAUCCCACCGCAGUCUGUCUGGGUGCCCUCUUGCUGAUAAGAGUCUUCGUUCCCUCAUGGCAGCACAUGCAACUGAACUCAAGUGCCCAACCCCAGGAUGUGAUGGAUCUGGCCACAUCACUGGUAACUACGCCUCACACCGAAGUUUGUCUGGGUGUCCUCGUGCCAAGAAAGGUGGAAUCAAAACAACACCUACCAAGGAAGACAAAGAAGACUCUGAACUCUUAAAGUGCCCAGUACCAGGCUGUGACAGUCUGGGUCAUAUCAGUGGGAAGUAUGCCACCCACCGCAGUGCAUAUGGGUGCCCACUGGCUGCACGGCGCCAGAAGGAAGGCAUGCUGAAUGGCACACCUUUCUCCUGGAAGGCCUUCAAGACGGAGGGGCCCACCUGUCCCACACCAGGCUGUGAUGGAUCAGGCCAUGCCAACGGCAGCUUCCUUACUCAUCGCAGUCUCUCCGGCUGUCCCCGCGCCUCACUGGCUAAGAAGAAAGCCAAGUUUCCUGGGGAGGACUACAUGAAUACCAAGUUUAAGGCCAGCGAUGUGCUAGAUAAUGAUGAAGACAUUAAGCAACUCAAUAAAGAAAUCAGUGACCUCAGUGAGUCCAACAACGAAAUGGAAGCCGAUAUGGUCAACCUCCAAACACAGAUCUCAUCCAUGGAGAGAAACCUGAAAAACAUUGAGCAGGAGAAUAAGAUCAUUGAGGAGCAGAAUGAAGCACUGUUUAUGGAGCUGUCAGGACUCAGUCAAGCUCUGAUACGCAGCCUGGCCAAUAUCCGUCUGCCCCAUAUGCAGGAACCAAUCACAGAGCAGAAUUUUGAAAACUAUGUGAGUACUCUGACUGACAUGUACACCAAUAAAGACUGCUACCAGAACCCCGAGAACAAGGCCCUGCUGGAGACCAUCAACCAGGCAGUGAAAGGCAUUAAGGUGUGACGUGAGGCAUCGCCCACUAGAGGCAUAGAAGAGAAAUGAUGUGUGUAGAUGCAAAGAAAGUACAUGCAAAUGGUACACACAAAAAUGGGCAUUCAGCUGUUUUUGAAUAAUAACAGCCUUCAUCCCAGGGAGCAUUCUGUGACAAGAGAAAAGAGAAAUAUGUAUAUAACAUAUUCGUUCCAAAAUCCACAAACACUGCUGGAUUGGAAGCAGAGGAUGAAAAGACCACAACCAAAUCCUUCUGUUUGGCCAGAGGGGAAAAAAAAGAGAAGCUUGUUUUUGCUUAUUUUUACCACACAAUUAAAGGAGUGUUGCAUGUCAUUGAGAGUGAAGCUGAGGAUGAAGAAGAGAAUGUGUACUUCAGCAUUAAGAAGAGCCAACUCUUUGGAUGAAAUUGUCUUUGUAUUGUGUAUGUGGGACUACUGGCCCUUUAUCACAGCAGAUGCAGCACUUCCUGUAGUGACUCACCACAGCUUCAGGUCAUUGAGGUCCAUUGUACCUGUUCGCCACAAGCUCAUGUGCACGCUCUACUCACAGAGAGAACACAAUGUGGGUCUUUAAGCUGUGUAUUAUUCAUAUCAGAUACCAUCUGGUUAACACUACAGUGUAAACGUCAAACCACACGCCUCCAAAUUUCAGCCAUUAUAUUUAUAAAUAUAUAUUUUAUUAUUAGUUCUAGAUAAACGGUUAGAUUUUAAUACUUUAAAUACCUGUAGAUUGCAGAAGCACUAGUUCCUUUUCAUUCAUUUGCAUUAUUUAUGCUAGAGUAAUAUAAUGUAUUGCUACUCAGUUAAAUCCAGUCAUAUCUGUUAUAUUUAUCAACAAUGAAUUGCACUUCUUUUCAAUUAACAGUUUAUAGGUUUCAUUGUCAAUGUUUUAUAAAUUAUUAACAUUAAUUUAUGUUAUGUAUUCUUCUUUUAAUAUAUGUAACAUUCAUUUAUUUAUGUAUUUAUAUUUUUCAUGUUUUUAUUGUUUACUUUUUUAUUUAUUUGAACUCACCUCCUGCAUUGAAAAAAAAACUAAUAUGAAACAAUGCAACAUACCCCUUCCAUCUUAAAAUGAACACAAAUAUAAAAUAAUAAGAAAAACUUUUAAAACUAUUUUCCGUUUUUUUUAUACCUGAUUUUCUUUUGACAAUAGAUUUUUAAAACUUUUUUUAAGUGAAAAUAUUUUGAACUGACAAGGUUUUUUAUAAUUAAAUAAGGCUGUCAUUUUCUUUUCCAUUAUAGAUAUUUUUUCCAAAAUCCUGAGAGAUCCAAAACUUAUGGAGAAGUAUAAUGUGUAUUUAUUAUUUAUUUUAUAUUUAUGAACUAAUGAACUGUGAUACGAUUGUACUGUAUAUUUAUUUUGUAAUGUUUCUGUGUGUAUUAUGAAAGAGUCUUAGUAGUCUCGUACUUAAAUAAAGACAGAAAAGUCACACUUGGACAAAAACAAGGUUCUUCAAAAUGCCAGCAACACUUUCCAUGGGAAUGUAAAGACAACAAAAAGCAAUUCUUUGGAACUCAGAGCUUCCUGUGAGUUUAAACAUGAAAAGUAUCGUAAAAGGAAGUACAAUUUUCUGGAAUCUCUUUUACUGUGUUUUACAACUUCAAGCUCAUGGUUUUGCCAAUGAUGCUCGGUCUGUCCAGAAUGGCUCUUAAAUGAUGACGACUGAUGAUGGUUUUUCCUCAGUUGGUCUGUACAUUUAGGUACUGAGAUAUAUGUUGAACUAGGAUGGAAAGAGGGGUAUUUAUUGGUAAAAUUUGAUCAGAUGUAUUAAGAGAAACCUUUGAUCCACAAUGUCUUUACUCAGCUAGUGUCAGAUGAGCAUACACCCACGUAGCCUUAUUCUUGAUUUUAUUUUUUUAUUUUAAAAAUGCAAAAAGUGCCACUAACCAACACUUUUUUUCUUAACUCCUCCCAUUCAGCAACCACACAAUUCUUGAGUCACAUGAUGUAAGAUGUGUGGUAAUUGUUACAGUUGCCUUUAUUUUCUUGCCAAUAUGGCCAUGACUACACUAUAUAUACAUUCUGUAUUAAAAAAAGACAAAACAAUUAUAUAGAGAAUAUAAAAACGUACAUAUAUUUUUCCAGUGUAAUUGUUAACACUUACUCUUAUUGUAGCUUAUCAAAGAAAUAUCUUUUGAAAAAAAAAAACUGUGACUAUUACUACCAAUAGGAAAAAAAAACUAAUGACCCAUUUUACUGUGGUGGCAGGAUACAAUGUGUUUUAUAAUUUACAUAGGUACAUUUUUAAAUCUGAAAAUGUUAGGGUUGUUUGUAAAAUUUCCUAUUUUUUGAGGUGUAUUAGGUCCAUGGUGGUUGGGCUUCUCUAUGUAUGUCAUGCUCAUGGGACAGUGGUGUAAUGGUAGUCAAUUCUUUACCCAUCUUGGCAUUACAUUGGGUCUGUGAAGACUCAUCAUAGCCUGUGAAGACUUAUCAUAGUGUGCUGAAAAGGUGGUGGUCCUUCCCCUAGUAUUGUGUGGUGUUGUGUCAGUUCUGGUGGGAGCAGCCUUGUUUAGUUAUUUGUCUCCAAUGCUAAAUGUGAUAAAGAAAGCAGUGUGAUUGUUGUUAGCGAGUUGUGAAAUGAACAUUGUGCCUCCUUAUAUCACCAGAAUUUUACGUCUCCACCUAUAUGCAGUAGAAAUAGGCAUGUUGCUCAUUAGGUGUUAUAAAGGUGAGAUUAUGCAGAGAUGGUGUGUGCCCUUUUAAAAAUAUUGUUAAGUACCAGUUGAAAACUUACCAGUUGAAAACCAAAAGAUUUGAAAUACGAAAGAAAGAUUCAUUUUAGCUAAUGGACAUCUAUCCAUCACACCAAAAAGAAUUGGACAAAAAUGUGUAUGUCUUUUAUGUUUGUUGAUGUCCACUGCAAUACUGUCUAUGAUGUGUAGGAUUAACUUUAAUUCAGUAUUGAGGAUCUGUUUCAACAGGCUUCAAUUUGAGCAUUUAAAAGGGUGAGGUCAUGAAGUUAGAGCAGCUAAUCUAAACAGUUUGGAUCGAGCUCUGGACCUGAAUUGAAUAUAAGGGGGGAAAACAAGGUAGAGGUUAAGCAUUUUUAUUUGUCAUUGAUAUGCUGCUCGACUUCUCUCACUCUUUUACUGAGAGAAUGGAAGAGAUGUCAGUUGCAUAAAUUUAUGUCCAUUUUGUAUAAUGGCCCUGGCCUUAUCCUCUCCUUCUCUGUAACCUUUUCCCGGGAAAGAUGUGGCAUUGCAUUUCAAUGUGAAAUUGCUCACUACUGUUCUGCUUCAACAGAAUAUUAGUUGAGAACUUGGGGAAUUGAGGUACUCUUGUAAUCUUUUUUGCUGUAGUACCAGCUCAUCUUUAAGAGGCAGAAGUGAAGCUUGAUAUUCCCAGUGCUAGGAUCCCGAUGCUCUGCUUUUUCAGUAAUAAACCACUUUCAGUUGAACACGUUAACUUAUUAUCAAGAAAUCACAAGAACUGGUGCAUACGAUUGUCAUGCCUGGGAUAAGGAAUUCUAGCCCUAAGAAAUUAAUGGAAUCUAAUGGAAUCUUUAUUGAACAUUCUGAUAUCUGCUUAUUACUACUGACAUACCAUAAAGCAUGUAUGAGUUAACAUACACUACAUGCUGUUUAAUCAACGUGGUCUCGCAUUUGCAAAUUCAUAAAUAUUUUUUAAUAUGAAUUAACUCAGUUAUAUAUUUUCUUACCAUUCACAUGACAGUCAUGUAACCAGCUUUCUAAAUGUUUUAUUGUUUAUGAAUGGUAAAUUUGAUCAAGUUUCAUAAUGUAGCCUGUUUUCUGAAUCAUUAAGCCAUCUCAUUAAGCCAAGUGUAGCACUAUAAUUGUGUUUCCCCAUUCAAAGCUCACAGAAUUGAAUGACCUGGAUAACAGAUAGAGUAUUGAACAUGAGAUAGAGUAACCACAUCAAACUAAACAGUAUAAGUAAAAUACUAGUCUUCAAGGACUUCUUGGAGUUGGAUUAGCAUUAAAAGAUAGUAGGCCACAAUGUCCAUGGUCAUGGGUUCUAAAUACAUACUGAGUAGGAAGGCAUGUUUGAUAGAAUGUUUCCCAUUAAGCUGAUGUAACCAAAAUGGCCCUCUAUUUGUAGGCGCCAUCUUAUCCUACAGCUCUGUGGUGUUCUCAUGUGUGCCUUUUCUUACUUCACUUAGCUGCAGGAAAAGGUGUGUUUACAUUUUGAAUAAUAAGUUUAAUCAACACUCAGGGUGCCAUUUUUUCAGGGUCUGAGAGGCAUUGGAGACAUAAGUACUGCAAGUUACUUUAAACUGUCACCAUUUAUGUAUUUUUUUUCUUUUACAUGAAAAAAACAUAAUAUAUCUACAAAUAUUCUUCCCAAAAACACUUCAGAAACUGUGACACAAAUUCAUGCUGUUAACUACACUUGGUUAUUGAUUGGUUAUUUAGGGAAUUGAGGGAAUUGUCAAAGGUGAAGCAGUUGUGCACAGGGCAUUGUUUUGACUGCAGUAGGAGUCUGUACAUUUGUAAUAAAGGAACUGUGUUGUAUUAAUUAAACAAUAUUUUCCAAAAAUGACAAAAAAAAAUUGCUUGUGACGUUAUCUACAGCCAAAGCUUGUCCUCCUGAGUCCUUUCUACAGAGAUGAAGUAUUUUUGCUGGUGAUUUUGUAGACGUUGGUACUUCCAAAAUAAUAAGCAGUUCCUUGCAUAUAGAUUGUAUAGAUUUUCGUCACAUUUCUUUGCGAACAUGUUUUGUAGAGUGGGACAGGCUGUGGCUGUGGCACUUUCACAGCUUCAAUUGGAAUGUGUGUAGCUGGGUUUGGAUUGUGACUGUGUUUGUGUACUCUUGUAUCUGUGCUCCUCCAUAUUAAUGUUACAGGAACAGCAAUGUCUUUUGUUGUGGAAACAUCUUUUAAUUUGUUCAUUCCAGUGUUAUCUAUGGACAACUUGAAUAAAGUGGACAAAACAGUGA
Pangasianodon hypophthalmus (striped catfish) is the source of this 8760-nucleotide messenger RNA. It is a transcript of the gene myt1b, whose product is annotated as myelin transcription factor 1b. Gene Ontology annotation, molecular function: zinc ion binding; RNA polymerase II cis-regulatory region sequence-specific DNA binding; DNA-binding transcription factor activity, RNA polymerase II-specific. The record is from RefSeq and is a predicted model, not a curated record. Gene Ontology annotation, cellular component: nucleus. Lineage: Eukaryota; Metazoa; Chordata; Actinopteri; Siluriformes; Pangasiidae. Gene Ontology annotation, biological process: regulation of transcription by RNA polymerase II. Bases 403 to 3876 code for a protein of 1157 amino acids. The transcript is spliced from 23 exons.